This is a messenger RNA of Rubroshorea leprosula, 1074 nucleotides long. The record is from the annotation of a GenBank genome assembly. NCBI's taxonomy places the organism in Eukaryota, Viridiplantae, Streptophyta, Magnoliopsida, Malvales, Dipterocarpaceae.
CCUCAAACCAGUCUCUACUCUCUCUUCUCUUCCUUAAUCCCCCUCCCAUACGCUUUCUAUCACAUUUUCUCUGCAACCAAACAGCAAUCACGGAGAGAUUACAGAAAGAUCAGAUGUGUAAUAAAACCAGCCCUCCUCCCCAUGAUGUCCAGACCAAGACAAAGAGAAGCAAGAAACAGAGGAGGAGACAGAAACAGAGUAGUACGGUUUCUCUCAGACCAUCUCGUAGAAUUCGGACGAGGACGAGGAAGCCGAAGUUCCUCAGUCUCCUUGAUAUCGAAUCGUCUCAGGAGAACGUGGAAACAAUGGGUGGAGAUGGGCAGCGGCAGCUUGAUUUGUUUCCCCUGCAUCCGGAAAAUAUAGUGGAGGACAGGGAGAAUCAGUACGACCAUGUUUCGUUGCUCCUCAACGGCACGGACAACGCUAACGCCACACUGAACGGCCUCCUCGACGUUGCGACGACGUCGGAAGAUGCGGGAUCUUUGACUUUCGGGUACAGUCAAAGUGAGAAACAGGGUGACGCGAGCUGCCUGGUACGGACGGCGAUGAAGGCCAAGGACAGGGAUGCGAGUGAGGAAAAGUGGGUAUGCUAUUCGGAGGUGGUGGAGACGAAGGAGAGUGUGGAGGAGGAGAGUAUCUGCGGUGGCGGCGGCGAUGACGACGACGAGGACGACCGUGCAUGGUGCAGCCGAGGGAAGAUGAAGAAGCUGCUGGCUUUGAAGCUUGAUUAUCAGGAGAUCAUGGACGCUUGGUCCGACAAGGGCCCACUGUACGUAGAAGGAGAGGGCCCAGCAACGGUCCCUGAUUUGCAUGAUGGGACCCAGGUAAGAUCAGAGCCGUUGAUCUGUUUUUCAUAAUCAUUUUUCUUUUUUUUUUUUUAUGUAUUGCAGAAGCAAACAAUGUUACGCUGGGUGAGGGUGUGGAAUCUAUGGGUUUAGAUUUUUCUGGCACUUUUGUGCUUUUUCUGGGACCCAAUGUGCCUUUCUAUCUUGCUGUGCUUGUGCUAAUGGAUGCAUGGGGAGGAGGUGACAAUGUAUGGAGGGUACCUGAAAUGGUUGGUAGUAACACUACUGA